AUGGCACCCCCACCGUCCUUGGCUUCACAUAGUAUGGCACAAACACAGUCAUAUUACUUGCCUCCAUCGCAGGUUCAAUAUCUGCCAACACAAACUCAAAUUCAAGAUCUCUCUAGGAUGGCACCUCAGCAGACACAAUCAAACCAGAACUCACAGGUGCCGUCAUUGCCCCAAUAUCAGCAGCAGUGGACACAGCAGCCUCCUCAGCCGGUUCAACAACCCCAGCAGCUGCAUAUGCAACCGCAGAUUAGAUCCUCAUCUCCAGCACUUUAUCCUUCCUAUCCACCAAAUCAGCCAAAUCCUUCUGCAGAAAUGACUCCUAAUAGCAUGCCAAUGCAAGUGUCAUAUUCAGUAACUUCCCAACUUGGCACCGCUGGACCUGAGGCAAUGUCUUAUGGUUAUGGUGGUGUUGGCAGACCAAGUCAGCCUCAACCUCCCAUGCAGCAUCCGAAGACUUCAUACAAUGCACAAUCAGGAGAUGGGUAUGUGCCUAGUGGCCCUCGUCCAGCACUUCCCUCGGGAAAUGCUUAUAUGAUAUUUGAUGGUGAAGGCGGAAGAACACACCAUCCAACCCCACAAUCUCACUUUCAACAAAAUGCUUAUCCUCCAACUAGUGUCCCUCUCCAAAAUCCACAGCAUAUGGCUAGCUCUAAUAUGAUGAUUCGUCCACCUCAAUUAAUGCGUAGCCAUCCCUACAAUGAGUUGAUCGAGAAGUUGGCAGGCAUGGGUUACAGAGCUGAUCAUAUUGUUGGCCUGAUUCAAAGGAUGGAAGAAAGCGGGCAGCCUAUCGAUUUUAAUACUGUGCUUGACAGGCUGAAUGGAAAUUCUUCUGGAGGUUCUCAGAGAGGAUGGUCUGGGUAA
Fraxinus pennsylvanica is the source of this 861-nucleotide messenger RNA. The record is from the annotation of a GenBank genome assembly. Lineage: Eukaryota; Viridiplantae; Streptophyta; Magnoliopsida; Lamiales; Oleaceae.